CACCCGGGUGGUGAAGAGGUCCUCAGGGAGCAAGCUGGAGGAGAUGCUACUGAGAACUUUGAAGAUGUUGGCCAUUCCACAGAUGCAAGGACACUGUCAGAAACCUUUAUUGUUGGGGAACUUCAUCCGGAUGAUAGAGGGAAGCUUCAGAAACCAACAGAAACUCUUAUUACCACUACUCAGUCUAAUGCCAGUUCAUGGUCCAACUGGGUGAUCCCAGCAGUAGCAGCAAUUAUCGUGGCCCUGAUGUAUCGUUCCUACAUGUCAGAGUAAGCACCUUACUGCAAACUAAUGUAAGAAGAGACUGAUCUGGGAGAAUAUAAGCAAUCCUAACCCAAUAUGUUUCCAGACAAAAGCCUGAUGUCUGAAGAAAAAUUCCAACUUUUUCAGAAAAUUGAACAAUUCUUUUCUGCUGUGCACUUUUUCUUAAUGUUGCCUUCUUAUUUGCUGUUCUGAAGCAAUAAAAAGGCAGCACUUCUCUUUUUGUAUAACAAGUUUAUUCUCUAAUGAAUUAUUUCAUAACUGUAUUUGUUUCUGUGUUAGAAUACUGUUUUGUAUGUAAUACUCUGAUUCUGGUUAUUUCUCUUUUUAAUCUGUAGUGGGGUCCAUAGGACUCUUAUAUAUAAAUUUUACAGCUUUAAAUGACUACCAAAGCUGUGUACAUGUAUUUGUGCAUGUACACAACUUAACUUAAAAUCAUGUUGUCUUCUUAAUGUACUAUGUUUGAAAUGCUAA
Molecule: messenger RNA, 735 nt
Organism: Pelecanus crispus (Dalmatian pelican)
Lineage: Eukaryota; Metazoa; Chordata; Aves; Pelecaniformes; Pelecanidae
Source: RefSeq, a predicted model, not a curated record